Molecule: messenger RNA, 1632 nt
Organism: Eurytemora carolleeae
Lineage: Eukaryota; Metazoa; Arthropoda; Copepoda; Calanoida; Temoridae
Product: peptidyl-prolyl cis-trans isomerase FKBP4
Exons: 15
Coding region: 67-1428 (453 amino acids)
Molecular function (GO): peptidyl-prolyl cis-trans isomerase activity; protein binding
Source: RefSeq, a predicted model, not a curated record
AUAAAAUUCGGGCGCUGGGUUGAAUAAGUUUUUAAAUAUUUAUCUAAACGUAUUUUUAGAUUCAAAAUGUCAGCUGUGGCCGCCAUAGUUCCAGGGGGUAGUGCUGUUGAUAUAUCACCUCUAAAGGAUGGAGGUGUAUUAAAGGAGAUUACUACCCCUGGAUCAGGAGACGAGUUACCUCUCACAGGAGACAAGGUGUAUGUCCACUAUGUCGGGAAGCUAACCGAUGGUUCUCAGUUUGACUCCAGUCGGGAUCGAGGAGAGAAAUUCUCCUUCUCCCUUGGUAAGGGUGAGGUGAUCAAGGGUUGGGAUAUAGGAGUAGCAACCAUGAAGGUCGGAGAGAGAGCUGUUUUCUUCAUCAAGUCCGAGUAUGGAUACGGGCCGACCGGAAGCCCCCCCAAAAUACCAGGAGGUGCUACUCUAGUUUUUGAUGUUGAAUUGUUCAGUUUUGAAGGGGAGGAUAUCACUAAGGACAAGGAUGGAGGAGUAGUUAAAAGAAUCCUGGUAGCUGGAGACGGUUAUGAUACGCCCAACGAUGGAGCAUUGGUUGAUAUCAUGGUGACCGGUCAAACUGUAUCGGGCAAGGUAUUUGACACCCGUUGCCUGGAGUUUGAGAUUGGAGAGGGUCCAGACCAUAAUCUACCCAGGGGGGUGGAGCUAGCCCUGGAGAAGAUGAAGAAGGGGGAGGAGGCAGAGAUCACCAUUAAACCUGAGUACGGGUUCGGGAUUCAGAGAUUCAACCACCAGACUUUUACAGAACUAUCUGGUGAAACUGAGUUGAAAUAUAAGAUUAAACUGACCAAGUUUGAAAGAUCCAAGGAGUCCUGGCAAUUAGACGCAGACCAGAAAGUCGAACAGGCGAAGAUGUUCAAGGAGAAAGGAACAAAGUAUUAUAAAGCUGAGAAGUAUGAGAUGGCUGCCUCGAGAUAUAACAAGGUAAUAGACUUCCUGGAGCAUGAGAUCUCCUUGAAGGAUGAGGCUGAGGUUGAAAGGAAGAGCCUCCUCGAGGCGGGCAGGAUGAAUCUUGCUCUCUGUAAGAUGAAACUCCAGGACUGGAUCGAGGCCAGGAAUCUCUGCACUAAGGUUAGUUUAGCAAGGAAAGGAAAGGAUUUUACUUUUGUUUAUUGUCAGGUUCUGUUAUGUGAGCAGAAGAUCAAAACUCACAGACAGAAAGAGAAGAAGACGUUUGCCAACAUGUUUGACAAGUUUGCCGCAAUUGAUCAGAAGAGGGAGGAAACGGAAAAGAUGAGGAAACCGGAUACAAUGAACAACAUCGACGAAUGGAAUAGCGGAGCCAGAAACUCAGUCCCUGCUACAGACCCAAACUCAAUUAAGGUUGUUGGUGAUGUUGACAUGAACCUUGAUAUUAACCAGGCUAUCCAGGAGGACCAGGAGCACCAGCAGGAGAACGGAGAUGGUACUGCAUAAGUAAUAGAUCUUAAUACUGAAGAGGCGUGUGCCUUCACAGUAGGGUGUGUACUCUUAAUGGGCGUGUUUCUAGUUUCUACACAAUAGGGCGUAUCCCUGCAUUCUGCCUGACUACUCAAGUCAUAGAUCUCCUUACUCUAGUUUGUGUGUAAAAUGUAAACUGUGAUUUUUUUAUUCAUUUCAAAUACAUGUUCAACAAAUUUG